AUGGCUCGUUUCACUUCUCUGAUUCUUAUUUUCUUGGUGACCCUUGCUGCUUCAUUUAUGCCACAAAUGGAAAGUAGGAAGCUACUAUUAAACACAGGGGAAAGCAAUGAAAACGUUCCUUCAUUGUUUGCAAGCUUGUUGCUCAAUGCCCUUCCCAAGGGUACCGUGCCGGCGGCUUCAGCUCCUAGUAAGAAGGGUCAGUCGACAACGCUCGAUAACGAGAAGCUUUUCACUCGUCACCUUUCCGGCAUUGAUCGGAUUCUGCAAUCUGUUCCAAGCCCCGGCGGUGGCCAUUAG
Molecule: messenger RNA, 297 nt
Organism: Hibiscus syriacus
Lineage: Eukaryota; Viridiplantae; Streptophyta; Magnoliopsida; Malvales; Malvaceae
Product: precursor of CEP14-like
Exons: 1
Coding region: 1-297 (98 amino acids)
Biological process (GO): cellular response to nitrogen starvation; response to osmotic stress
Source: RefSeq, a predicted model, not a curated record